UCAUGCAACUCUGUGGCCGCUGCUCUGCACGCUCCCUCAGCUUCUGUUACGUGCAGGCACCUUGCGAAAUGCGUUGAAAAAUCCCACUUCGUAAUUACAGAAUCUGUGGUUUCCCCCUGUUUCCCUUUGCCGCUCUCUCCGUCUUCUCUCCAAUCGCUCCGCCAUGGAUGAUGACGUCGGGUUCAAUAGUCGCCUCAUGUUUGAAGCGUAUCUGUACGACUAUCUGAAAAAGAAGAACAUGCACCAAACGGCCGAGAUUUACAGGAAGGAAGCCAAUCUCGAAUUUGAUCCUGACUUCCGUCCAGCUAUGGACAUCCCAGGUGGUUUUCUGCAAGAAUGGUGGUCGAUAUUCUAUGACUACUUCAACUCCCAGCAACAAGGGGGUAAUAAUCAAAGGAAUGAUUCCCUAAUUAUGUUUGAACAAAUGAUGGAAACUCUGCAACAAACCAAUGCUUCUCCAUCAAAUGAGAUCAGUUCGCAACAAACCAGUGCUUCUUCGUCGAAGAAGAUCAAUCUCCAACGAACUGAUGGUUCUCUAUCGAAUAAGAACAAUUCGCAACAAAACAUUGCUUCUCCAUUGAAGAAGAUCAAUCUGCAACAAACCAAUGCUUCUCUAUCGAAUAAGAACAAUCCGCAACAAAACAUUGCUCCUCUAUUGAACAAGAUCAAUGCACAACAAGUCAAUACUUCUCUCUUGAACCAGCUCAAUCGGAAUGAGAACACAAUUGACCAAUUAGCUCAGGGUGCUUCUGCAGGACUGAUCAUGAAGCAAAAUGCAAUGGGGUCAAUGAUGGGGCCUUCAACUGAAGCUCAGAGAGUUGAGGUUGUUGCGUUGCCUUCACAUCAGCAAGAGCCAUUGAAAUUUUCAUCAUCAAGAUCUACUUCAUCAUCAAUCUUUCCGGGAAUCCCUGCAAAGCCUAUGGGACAAGAAGCAGCUUAUUCUGGUCAUGCAGCAACGAAUUGUUUCAUACUUCCAUCUGAGAUUUCACAGGUGUCAGCAGGAUAUCGGAAACGCUGCUGGGACUUAGAAUUUGCUAAAAAUGGCCGAGAAAUUAGGAACCAAUCAGAUUCUCGAGGUCCAAGAAGCAGUAGGAUUGGAGUUCCUCCUUCAAUUUCAGAAACUCCAGAAGCAAAGUUGCUUGCCGUGGACAAUAGUAGAAGAUCGGUUUCUUCACAUAACAAGGAGAAGAAAAAUAUGGCUGAUGAUGUCUACAAGAAGAUAACAUGAUGGUAGUCCUUCCUGGGCAGAUAUUAGGCUCAAGUCGAGCAUAUGGCAACAUCACUAGGAUGCACAUAUUAUCUGGCUAACAGUUUUGUGCACAUUGCGGUUUGUCCAGAUCAAAGAGGAGUCCAUUUGUCAGGUUUUCUCAGUUCAGCUAUAAUUUUGUUAUGGACAGGUUUCAUGUUUUGAUACUGCAUUCCAACUAUUUGGUACCUGAUCCCUGCUUCCUGUGCUCCUCCCAGAGACUAGUUGUUUUUGUUCCCAUUUGCUUAUCAGUAUUUGCACGGGAUUCCACAAGAUUAGAAGCUUUGUAUCUUCAAGGUCCUGCUGCCUCCAAAUGACUGGAACAGUUGCAUUGAUUCUGGUGCUCUGUUUGGGAGUUUUCAAAACACAGCUGCCAACUUUCUGCAUCAAAUGCCUCAACUUGGCAGUUUAUAUUUAGCCAUCAACCGGGUCUUCCUUACCUGUUUUCUGAUUUUCUUUCCAUCAAAUACAGUGUCAUUCAAUGGCAAUGCUAUAUAGAUGUGGUUUUUAAAGUAAUACUGUCGUCGGACCUCACAAUAUUAAGCAGAAAAAUAACGUACUUUUAUACCUAGUACAAAGGGGUUUAUGUUUUAGUAAAUGUUAUGGGGUUGGUGGAGUAUGAAAAUAUCACUACGAAUAGGGAAUACUCUUGUUUCCACUCCUCCGGCAUAAAAGGGAAGUUUUUGGGUACAACAGGAACUGCACAAGGGCAGAUGGAUGCAAUCUAAACCUCUGGAUCUCCAGGACAUUCUGGAAAGUUAAGGUUCCUUCUAAGGUGAAGAUAUUCGCGUGGAUUGCUAGCGAGCUACUGCAAAAUCGUAGACCGAAUUGUGCUUUAUUAUUCGCUGAUAUUUGUAUGAUGUGCUACAACAGUAGGGAGACAUACAAUCGCCUCUUUCGUCAUUGUGAGAUGGCUUGGAGAUUAUGGUGUUGGCCUUUUGACAUUUUCAACCUAUCUUUGGUUGCCCCUCCUUUGGAUUGUUUUCUUUGUUCAAGCAUUAGAGGUUUUGAGAUUAGAAUGAAAGCUAAACCGUCAUGGAAAUGUGCACUUUUUCACAUGUUUAUAGACAAUUUGGUUGGAAAAAAAUCACCACAUUUUUUAUGAUUCAUUGAUACCAGACUCGAUUCUUUAGGAGAAGAUGACCUUCUUGGCAUCUCUUUGGGCUAAAGCUUACGAGUUUUUCUCGAAAAUCCUCUUGCCCUUUUCUAUAGUAGGUUGGAUGCCUUGAUCAUGUGACAAGUUGUCGACUUUUAUUAAAUUGUUUUCGUUUCUUUGUUUUUGUUUCAUUUACUUUAUUUUCAGUUGGAUCACUUAUUCGUUGUUUUAUUGUAUUGUUUUUGCCUUUUCUCGAUGAAACUUUUUUUUUCUAUCAAAAAAAUAUGCAAUGGUUUAUGUUAUUGUGAUUGGUGUAUGAUACUCGAUUACGAUCUCUAGGUUCCUUUUACUUUCUUAUGCGACAUAUUGUUUUGUUUUACCUUUCGUUAGCCAGGGAUGGUUUCUCUAGAGAAACUGUUUUUUUUUUCAUGGUUUUGUUGUUUUAGGAGUAUUUUUGUUUGUUACUGUUUUCUCUUUCUAAUAACAUUUCUUUUUCCAUAAAGUAGAAAUCUUAACAAUAACUAAAUACGAACUCUACAAAAAAAUUGAGCUAGAAUAAAUUACUCCUAGAUUAUAACAGAUAGUAAAUAGGAUAUUUAGAAGAUAAGCUUAUUCUUUAUAAUAAAUAAAAUGUUAUAAUAAAUCUCUUUUCUAUAUAUUUUAAAGCCUUGUUUUUCUAACGAGUACAGAUGCUAAACGGCACAACUUAGGCAAGAAGUGCUUAUAGUCCAAAGGUUAGCAUAAUUUUCUUUUAGACCCGGGUUCAACUACCAGCCAUAUGUGUUCUCUCUUUUUUUUUUCCCUUUAGGAAUAAUUAUGUGGGAGAAGCUACGAGAAGGAAAGCAAGAGAAAGGAGCAGCCAAACCAAAGAAAUAUUGUCAAGGUUCUAAGACAAUUCUGGAAUGAAAUUGUUGUUCCCAUGGUUAGUGGGAGGCUGGAGCAUCAACAUACACAGAAAA
Messenger RNA from Carica papaya (papaya), 3301 nucleotides. NCBI's taxonomy places the organism in Eukaryota, Viridiplantae, Streptophyta, Magnoliopsida, Brassicales, Caricaceae. The record is from RefSeq and is a predicted model, not a curated record.